AUGUCGACGGCAGCAGCCAGGGAAGCUGUAAAGCGCUUUCGCCUCGGACAAUUCAAGUUUAGAAAUCUCCAUCAUCACCCCAAAAUCUUCGGUCCUCCUCUCGAACCCACCAAUCCAAUUUCCGCCCUCGACUUCCCAAACCCCUUCAUCCCGUGGCGCACGAAAUCCGGCAAAUGGACCGCACCAACGUAUUCUCUGAGACGCCAGGCUGAACUGGUUAAAAAAGCCAAGCUUUCCGGGUUUCUUCAUCUCCUUCCUCCAGGCCCCAAGACUCCUAAAUACAUCCCGCAGCCGGUCAAGGUCCUCGACGAGACGCCCGAACAUACGCCCAACGGCGCAGAGACGUCAGGAAGUGUGUCUGAGGAACCGGUGGUGAAGAUGACGAUGAAACAACUGGACGACGCGGCGGAUGACAAACUGGCAAUGCAAGCACCAUAUGAGUGGCUCGUUGGUCCAGGUAGGGAAGGGUGUGAAGCAUUCAGGGAGAAAAAGAGGCUCGAGAAACCUGGUGCAGCGCUUGGUACGCGGUUGUACGCUGGUAAGAAGCGGAUGUUCAAGGGACACAAGUGGGAGAGGGUCAAGGCGCACAGGGAGAGGAGGCAGAACAUCCUUAUGCGGGAUAUGGCGAAGAGGGUGUAUAAUUAUAAGAAUUAUUAUAAGAGGAGGAGGCCGAACCCACUCAAGCCUCCCCGUACUACCAAGGCACCCAAGUUACCAUUCUAGAUUAAUCGCCGACCAAUAUAUCUGUUCUCUCU
Molecule: messenger RNA, 755 nt
Organism: Laccaria bicolor S238N-H82
Lineage: Eukaryota; Fungi; Basidiomycota; Agaricomycetes; Agaricales; Hydnangiaceae
Exons: 2
Coding region: 1-723 (240 amino acids)
Cellular component (GO): mitochondrial large ribosomal subunit
Molecular function (GO): structural constituent of ribosome
Source: RefSeq, a predicted model, not a curated record